Messenger RNA from Maylandia zebra (zebra mbuna), 2072 nucleotides. It is a transcript of the gene il7r, whose product is annotated as interleukin 7 receptor. Gene Ontology annotation, biological process: hemopoiesis; cytokine-mediated signaling pathway; positive regulation of receptor signaling pathway via JAK-STAT. NCBI's taxonomy places the organism in Eukaryota, Metazoa, Chordata, Actinopteri, Cichliformes, Cichlidae. Gene Ontology annotation, molecular function: protein binding; cytokine receptor activity. Gene Ontology annotation, cellular component: external side of plasma membrane; membrane. The record is from RefSeq and is a predicted model, not a curated record.
GCAGAGCGGCAGGUGAGCGUGUGUGCAGCUGGACGGAGACUCGGUGAUGAGAUGCAGUUCGGCUGGAGGAUCGCCGUGAUGCUGCUGCUGCUGCCAGCUGUGUGUGAGGCUCAGAGCGGAGAUGGAGACCCCGACAUGGAGCCCAGAAUCAGCUGCACGUCUCACAUCAUGAUGAAAAGAUGCAAUUUGACCUGCAAGCUGCUUGAAGGCAGAAAUGAUGACGAGGAUGAUGAAGAGGGUGGAGGUGAUGGAGGCGACAGCAUUGAGAGGAUGACCCUGUGCUACCUUCAUUAUGACAGCAACGUAAUGGAGAAGUGCAUGGAGACAUACAGUGAUACAUUCAGCUCCCCAGACCUGAAGCCCUUGUCGGAACUCAGGCUGACCGUCCACUUAAAGAGUGGCGGCAGGAUUUCACAAAAUCUCUACCUGAAGAACAUAGUUAAACCAAUGAGUCCUCAGGUGUUUAACAUCACCUUCCAAGAAGAGUCUAACGAGGCUAAGAUUUGGAUUCAGAUCCCGUACCAAAAGGACUACCUGAAAGUGAAGAACCAGGAAUUCCAGUUUCAGAUCGAGACAGCUGGGGAAAUCAUGAUUCAGAACACCUCAUCCCAGGACUUCAUAAAUAUCAACAUGGGAUACCUUAAAAAAGGCUCAAAGUAUUAUGUCAAAGUGCGGGCGCGAACACUCCCAAAGAUUUUUCAGGGCACGUGGAGUGAGUGGAGUGAAACGUUCACUUUCCUUACCCCUGAAAACCUCCAGAAGCAGACCAGUGGAGUACAGGUGGAACCGUACCAAGUCGGAGUGUGUCUGGUCUCUCUGCUGAUGGUGACCUUUAGUAUCAUCAUCAUCAUCAUCCUCUGGAAAAACAAGAUAUUUACCUACAUGUGGCCAAGCAUCCCGCAUCCUAAACAGACUCUGGUGCAGAUCUGCAAGCCAAACAAUCCUCUGUUGCUGACCUUCAGACCUGAGGUGCUCAGUGAUCUCAAAGUCUACCCCGUGGAGACGACAGCACGUGAGGAAACAGAGCCUGCGAUCAGUCCUGCAUCUGCUGCUGCUUACAGCACUCAGUCGAGCGAACCCUGCUCCACCCAGAGCUUAGAUUGCAGGAGUACUGCCAGCGCCAGCACCGAGGAGCUGGAGCUCUCUGCCUUGUUGAGCAGGAGCUCGUCUGAAGCCGAGGACAGCCUGUCGAGCUGCAGUCCUUCCCCCAUCGACAUCCUCCAGCUUGGGGAAAGACCCGAGCAGCCUGAGCAACAAUUUGAAGUCAAUGACUUUGAGGUGUUUGGAGCAAAUCGACAGGAGGAGGCUUACGUCACCAUGUCCAGUUUCUAUAAGAUCAAGUAGGUGAUGCAGUGGUGAGCAAACAGGAUCAGAGACUGUACUUAUCAAACUUCAGGAUGCUCUAAAGCAAAGGGCUUCCAACUUCACGAGGUCUUCAGAGCAAAGUGAAAGAACAGAAAGACAAACAUGCUGCCUUUUUGUCCGGAUGUGCCUAUCUACCACUUACAUUUCACCUGGAUUUCAAUGAUGCUGGACCUCUGUCCAGAGAACGAGACAUCUGGCAUUCAUUACCAAAAGAAAAAUCACUGAAUGGAGUGCUGAAGUUUGGUUCACUUUACAGAAAUCAAGCUUUUACUGGUGAAGUAUCUCAUCUGGAUUCCCAUUUGCGCAUAAACCUAAGAGGAUAAAUUCUUUUAGGUUUUGUCAUCUUUUGACAUUUAUUUUAACUCCAUCUUGGAGUUCUGUAGCAAAUAUACACAAGAAUUACUCAGUUUCUGCUAUGACGUUUGGUUCAGAUGUUCCCAUCAGGAUGAACAGUGAUAACAUUUAGUAAUUUCACACCAUCCUCAGUUCAUUAUGUUACACAUCCAUCACUUUGUCUCUGCUACACUCUGAGUUUAGCAGAGUUUUUUAAGUGUAGCAGCCUCAACAAGCUGCUAACAUGAGUGGAGACUCUUAUUCCCCAUUGCCACUAACAUGGAAUGGGUUCUUUUUCUGAUUCAUGAACAUAUUUUUGCAUCUUUUGCACCAGCAUUUUAACCCAAAAUAAAUCGUCUCAUCUUUGUAUAGAA